AUGAAAGCUGGCAUUGGCCAACCCCUCUCCCUCCUGCUCAAGGCGUGCCCGCUCGUCGACCACCUCAGCCUCUACGAUGUCGUCAACACCCCGGGUGUCACCGCCGACCUCUCUCACAUCUCUUCCGUCGCGAAGAUCGACGGCUUUCUCCCAGCGGACGACGGCAUGAAGAAGGCGUUCACCGGGGCGGACAUCGUCGUCAUUCCUGCCGGUAUCCCACGCAAGCCAGGCAUGACCCGCGACGACCUUUUCAAGAUCAACGCUGGCAUCGUCCAGGGCUUGAUCGAGGGUGUCGCCAACUACUGCCCCGACGCCUAUGUCCUCGUCAUCUCCAACCCCGUCAACAGCACCGUCCCGAUCGCGGCUGAGGUCCUCACCAAGGCCGGCAAAUUCAACCCAAAGAAGCUGUUCGGUGUCACCACGCUCGAUGUCGUGCGUGCCGAGACGUUCGUGCAGGCUAUCACCGGCACCAAGGACCCCGCGCAGACCGUCAUCCCAGUCAUUGGUGGUCACUCCGGCGAGACGAUCGUGCCGCUGUUCUCCCAGGCGAAGCCCUCCGUGGACAUCCCGAAGGAGAAGCUUGAUGAUCUGACGAAGCGCGUCCAGUUCGGUGGUGACGAGGUCGUCAAGGCCAAGGACGGCGCUGGUUCUGCCACGCUCAGCAUGGCUUACGCUGGCUACCGUUUCGCCGAGCGCGUCAUGCAGGCGGCCAAGGGCAAGUCUGGUGUCGUCGAGUCCACCUUCGUCUACCUUCCAGGCGUUGAUGGAGGUGACGCGAUCGCCAAAGAGACUGGCUGCCAGUACUUCUCCGUCCCCGUCGAGCUUGGCCCACAGGGUGCUGUCAAGGCGCACAACAUCGUCGGAUCCGCCAACGAGUACGAGAAGGGGCUGCUGCAGGCAUGCUACGACGGGCUCAAGGGCAACAUUGAGAAGGGUAUUGACUUCGUCAAGAACCCACCUCAGAAGUCUGAGAAGUAA
Molecule: messenger RNA, 978 nt
Organism: Saxophila tyrrhenica
Lineage: Eukaryota; Fungi; Ascomycota; Dothideomycetes; Mycosphaerellales; Extremaceae
Exons: 5
Coding region: 1-978 (325 amino acids)
Biological process (GO): malate metabolic process; tricarboxylic acid cycle
Cellular component (GO): cytoplasm; cytosol
Molecular function (GO): L-malate dehydrogenase (NAD+) activity
Source: RefSeq, a predicted model, not a curated record